Molecule: messenger RNA, 4330 nt
Organism: Cygnus olor (mute swan)
Lineage: Eukaryota; Metazoa; Chordata; Aves; Anseriformes; Anatidae
Gene: PPP4R3B
Product: protein phosphatase 4 regulatory subunit 3B
Exons: 16
Coding region: 239-2698 (819 amino acids)
Biological process (GO): protein dephosphorylation; DNA damage response
Cellular component (GO): protein phosphatase 4 complex; nucleoplasm
Molecular function (GO): protein phosphatase activator activity
Source: RefSeq, a predicted model, not a curated record
AAGGCGGCGGGAGGCGCCCGACAAGAUGGCGGCGGCGCAGCGGUAGCUGCCGGAGCGGCGCCAGCGGGGCCCGAGCCGGGGCGCGGCGUCGCCCUCUCGCCGGCGGGCGGCCAUGGGCAGCGGCGCGGGGGAGGCCCCGCGGAGCCCCUGAGCGGCCGCGCCCCGAGCCCCGCUCCCCGCCGCCCUCGCCCCGUCGCCCCCCGCGGGCCGAGCCCGGGCCCGGGGCCGGGCCCGCACCAUGUCGGACACCCGGCGGCGGGUGAAGGUGUACACCCUCAACGAGGAUCGGCAAUGGGACGACAGGGGCACCGGGCACGUCUCCUCCACCUACGUGGAGCGCCUCAAGGGGAUGUCGCUGCUGGUGCGCGCCGAGGCGGACGGUUCGCUACUGCUAGAAUCGAAGAUAAAUCCAAAUACCGCGUAUCAAAAGCAGCAGGACACCUUGAUUGUUUGGUCAGAAGCAGAAAAUUAUGAUUUAGCACUGAGUUUUCAAGAAAAAGCUGGCUGUGAUGAAAUUUGGGAGAAAAUCUGCCAGGUUCAGGGUAAGGAUCCUUCAGUGGAAGUCACACAGGACCUUAUCGAGUCCGAAGAGGAACACAUAGAAGAAAUGCCUGAAACUAGUCCUUUGAUUGACCUUCCUUCUUGUGAACUCAACAAACUUGAAGAGAUUGCUGACCUAGUUACCUCUGUUCUCUCCUCACCCAUCCGUAGAGAAAAGCUAGCGCUGGCCUUGGAGAAUGAAGGCUACAUUAAAAAACUAUUGCAGCUUUUCCAAGUCUGCGAGAAUUUAGAGAACACAGAAGGCUUGCAUCAUUUGUAUGAAAUUAUUAGAGGAAUUUUGUUCCUCAAUAAAGCAACUCUGUUUGAGGUGAUGUUUUCUGAUGAGUGUAUUAUGGAUGUUGUUGGAUGCCUUGAGUAUGAUCCUUCUUUGGCUCAGCCAAAACGUCACAGGGAGUUCUUGACCAAAACAGCAAAAUUUAAGGAGGUUAUUCCUAUAACAGACUCUGAACUCAGGCAAAAAAUCCACCAGACUUACAGGGUACAGUAUAUUCAGGACAUCAUCUUGCCGACACCAUCUGUUUUUGAAGAGAAUUUUCUUUCUACCCUUACUUCCUUUAUUUUCUUCAACAAAGUUGAGAUUGUCAGUAUGUUGCAGGAAGAUGAAAAAUUUCUGUCUGAAGUUUUUGCACAACUAACAGAUGAAGCUACAGAUGAUGACAAACGAUGUGAAUUGGUUAACUUCUUCAAGGAGUUCUGCGCAUUUUCUCAGACAUUACAGCCUCAGAACAGAGAUGCGUUUUUUAAAACUUUGGCAAAGUUGGGAAUUCUUCCAGCUCUUGAAAUUGUAAUGGGGAUGGAUGACUUGCAAGUUAGAUCUGCUGCUACAGAUAUAUUUUCUUAUCUGGUAGAAUUUAGUCCAUCUAUGGUCCGAGAAUUUGUAAUGCAAGAGGCACAACAGAGUGACGACGAUAUCCUCCUCAUCAACGUGGUCAUUGAGCAGAUGAUCUGCGAUACUGAUCCUGAGCUUGGGGGAGCUGUGCAGUUAAUGGGGCUCUUGCGUACUUUGAUAGAUCCAGAGAAUAUGUUGGCCACAGCUAAUAAAACAGAAAAAAGUGAAUUUCUCAAUUUCUUCUACAACCAUUGUAUGCAUGUUCUUACCGCACCACUUCUGGCAAAUACAUCAGAAGAUAAAUGUGAAAAAGAUGCAGUAGUUGGGUCCACUAAGAGUAAUACAAUUUGUCCUGAUAAUUAUCAAACGGCACAACUACUUGCCUUAAUUUUGGAGCUGCUCACUUUCUGUGUGGAACACCAUACGUAUCACAUCAAGAAUUACAUUAUGAACAAAGAUUUGCUAAGAAGAGUACUGGUCUUGAUGAAUUCAAAACAUACAUUUCUGGCCUUGUGUGCUCUUCGCUUUAUGAGGAGGAUAAUAGGCCUAAAAGAUGAAUUUUAUAACCGUUAUAUCACCAAGGGAAAUCUGUUCGAACCAGUUAUAAAUGCUCUGUUGGAUAAUGGAACUAGGUACAAUCUGCUCAAUUCUGCUGUGAUCGAACUGUUUGAAUUCAUCAGAGUGGAAGAUAUUAAGUCACUUAUUGCACAUAUAGUUGAAAACUUUUAUAAUGCACUUGAAUCUAUUGAAUACGUUCAGACAUUCAAGGGAUUGAAGACAAAAUAUGAGCAAGAAAAAGACCGGCAAAACCAGAAACUAAACAGUGUUCCAUCUAUAUUGCGUAGCAAUAGAUUUCGCAGAGAUGCAAGAGCCUUAGAGGAGGAUGAAGAAAUGUGGUUCAAUGAAGAUGAAGAGGAAGAAGGUGAAGCUGUCGUACCUCCAGUUGAAAAGUCAAAACCAGAGGAUGAUUUUCCAGAUAGCUAUGAAAAAUUUAUGGAAACUAAAAAAGCUAAAGAGAGUGAAGACAAAGAGAAUCUUCCCAAAAGGACUUCAGCUGGGGGUUUCAAGUUCACUUUUUCCCACUCAGCCAGCGCAGCCAAUGGUGCAAACAGUGCAAACAGCAAAUCUGUGGCAGCUCAGACAUCACCAGCAAGCUCCAAUGGCUCCUCUUCAAAGAACGCAACCCUGACCACAGCAGUGACAGCCACAAAGGGAAGUCUAGUUGGUCUAGUGGAUUAUCCUGAUGAUGAAGAUGAUGAUGAAGAGGAAGAGACAUCUCCAAGGAAAAGACCUCGUCUGGGUUCAUAAAAGAAACCAAAACUUUGGAAUAAGAACUUUUAUUACGGGGUUUCAAAUGCUGCAACUGUUUUAAGAGCUAAAAAGAAUCUGAUUCAGAAAGCUUUCUCCCAUGAGUAUGUAAGAUAAUACAAGGAGUAGCAAAAGAAACUCGGUAUAUGAGCUAGAAAGGGUUAGUUCUGUAAACACAAGGCUUCUGAGGAACUUAAUAUCUUUCUAGUAAAUAAGGAGGCUGCCAUUCAGGCUGUCAAUAAAAAAAAUAAAAUAAAAAAAAAAAGUGGGUUAGCAUUCACAGAACCUGGAUGAUGGCUUCUCAGCGAGGAAAGUCUCAGGUGUUGGGAGGGCAUGGGGAGGGAAAGGUAAGGUAAACUUCUUUUUAAAUAUUGCAGGGUUUCCCCAGUGUUAAGCAGAACUAGGAAAAAGAAUUCAAGCUUAAAUUUUGAACCCAGUAAUCUUAAUUUUGUAAUGGUGCUGUCAGUUGUGUUCUUUUAGCAAUGCCUCUUUUAAAAAAAAUAAAAAAUUAAAAAAAAUAUUAAGGUAAAACUAACUGUAUUUGCAUAAGAACAAUCCAGAUUUUGGGACCAUUUAUUACAAAUUGAAUUUCUCAUGGUUGGAAGGAGGGACACUGCAGUUAUAGUGCAUGUUGAGUUGUUUAAAAGUUAAAAAAUAAGUAAGUUUUAAUUUGUAUUUUUAAAGAAGAGAAAACGGAAGCUGGAUUCAAAAUGGAUGGUUUUGCUUGUUUUUUCAAUUAGAUAUCCAGUAAUAUCUAUGCCAAGGAAUGACUGCUUCCAAAGUAUCUCCAGGAACUGCUUGUGUCACACUGGUGCUUUACACGGCACACUCGAAUAGCUGUCGGCUUCUUGUUGUGCCGAAUUUGAAUCACUUUCCGCUUUGUUAAAAUGAGCUCUCUCUUCUCAAAGCAGCAAGGGAUUUUCCUGUUUGCAAGUUUAAAUCGCAUAAUUGAGGUGGUAAUAAGAAACACUAACAGGUUUUUAAUAGUGAUGAAUUUAGUGGUGUUUAACAUCAAACUCAUUUUGGACCAAGAUGAAAUUAUUACUAGCAGGACACCAGUCGGUGAGGCAGAAUCAACAAGCAGCACCUAAAUCUGGGUGCAAGAUGAAAGCUGCUUUUUUAAAAAUAAAAGCACAUUCCAUGUAGGUAAACAAACUGCAAGAAAAAUAGGUAAGUUGAUAGAGGCAAACAGUCCAGGUUUUAUUUUCAAGAGCAGGAAGUGAACUGUAAAUAUUUUAAUGUUAGUUUGCCCAUAUGUGAUCUAAGAUCAUGAAGAAAUAAGAGGAAACUUCCCAACAAUUGAUGUCAAAUGUUUUUUAAAAAAAUAUGAAAACAGCUGCAAUCCACCACAUAGAUCACUCUUGUAAUGUGUUAUGGGUCCAUUUCUCCUGGAAUAGUUUAAACUGAAGCAGUUUCUCUGUUUUGGAGAUUUUGUAGUUAAUUUUAAUUUUAGCUAUUGUUUGGAAAAAGAUGGGCUGUCUGUGUAGAUAUGAAGUAUAGUUUUUCCAUAAAACAGAAGUUUAUUUUGUAUUAAAAAUACCACUGUACUUGUUUUACACCAUUUGUAUACAUGUGGUGAUAUUAAUGCUGAACUGUAAAAUUCAGGAAUUAAAAUGUGACCCUGUAAUUCCA